GCAAGGCAGCUCCCCGCCCCUCAGCUGGGAGUCUGGAGAGCUGGGGGAAGGAAACUUCAGAGUGGAGCCGAGUGGCUGAGCGAGGAGCAGCGCGCCGGGAUGGGCACGGGGUAGCAACUCUGCCGGCAUCUGCGCUUCCUUUCCCAGGGGCAGGCUGUCCGUGCAAUCCCCCCCUCUGGCCCCACCAUGUAGGGAAGCCUCCUUGCACGCCGCGGAUUCCUCCCCUCCACCCCUCCCACUGCAUCGCGCCGUGUCUCGCUGGGGUUCGCACCAGAGCGGAGGGGCUGCUGCGAGGGACCAUGCUGAGCGCUCCAGCGCCCGGGCUGCUGCCGCUGCUCCUGGCGCUGGCGCUGCUGUGCCGGGGGGCCGCCGGGCAGUACUCCAGCGACCUGUGCAACUGGAAGGGGAGUGGCUUAACUCAUGAGUCUCAUAAGAAGGAUGUUGAACAGGUCUACCUCCGCUGUUCUGAAGGAUCAAUAAAAUGGAUGUAUCCCACAGGAGCACUCAUAGUCAAUCUGCGACCCAAUACAUUAUCUGCCUCUUACAAACACUUGACUGUUUGCAUAAAGCCUUUCAAGGACUCCGCAGGAGCAAAUAUUUAUUUGGAAAAAACUGGAGAACUGAAACUGUUGGUCCGAGAUGGAGAUCACAGCCCCAAUAAAGUGUAUUGCUUUGGCUAUGAUCAGGGGGGCUUGUUUAUUGAGGCCACCCCUCAACAGGACAUUAGCCGGAAAAUUACAGGAUUCCAAUAUGAAUUGAUAAACAAGGGGACGGCAUCUGAUUUGCACACAGUUUCUGCUCCCUGCCGUCCCUGCAGUGAUACAGAAGUCCUCUUGGCUGUCUGCACUAGUGAUUUCGUUGUCAGGGGUUCCAUCCGAGAUGUAACAAAUGAGGCAGAGCAGCAAGAAUCUGUAAUAGAUAUCAGUGCAAACAAACUCUACAGGCAGAAGAGCAAAGUCUUUCAGCCCACAGAGGAAAAUGGGAGCUGGCGGGGACAAAUAAAGACCCCACUGGAAUGUGGGGUGAGACCAGGAGAUGGAGACUUCCUCUUCACGGGACGCAUGCAAUUUGGGGAGGCCAGGUUAGGCUGUGCCCCUCGUUUUAAAGACUUCCAAAGGAUGUACAAAGAGGCAAAGGACAAAGGGCUAAACCCAUGUGAAAUUGGCCCAGACUGACGCCCCCUAUUUGGCUGAAGAUUGCUCUUAGCGCUUGGCCGGAACUAAUUCCUGGCCCUGGUAAACGCUCUGAACAAAACGGUAAUUAACUGAAAGCAUGGAGAAAUCUGGUGUGCAGAGUGAGAGCCACGCGGAAUGUGUCCAUGGAAGCAACAGAGGUACGAGCUCAGAAGGCUGCCAAGCAACCAAGGCUGGAUUUUUAACCCAUCUGGUCCCUAUGAACUAAGUUAUUAUAUUUUUUUAGCAACUUCCUUAGGAAAACAAGCAAACAGAAAACUCCAAUGUCUUUAAAAAACCCAAUGAAAACCAACCUGCCUUUGUAUCUUUUUAAUACUAAUGUUUAAAAUGUCUUAAGCUGAUGUAGCAUUUGGUAUGGUGUAUUCUGUAUAAAUGGUCGAGAAUGUGAUAGAACAUGGUAAAAUCAUCUUAACAUUGAUGCUUUGUAAAAAGCUUGGUGUACAAUUCGAAGAUGUUUCUUAUGACAGAAAUUUAUGGAGCCAAAUUCCUCUUUUUUAUUUGAAAGAAUGUACAAUCACCGCCUGCAAUUUUUCGUUCAGGCUGGCGAAUAGUUUCCAUUCCAGAGAAAUAAAGGUCCCUGGAUUUGA
Messenger RNA from Chelonia mydas (Green sea turtle), 1780 nucleotides. RefSeq names its product meteorin like, glial cell differentiation regulator (gene METRNL). Gene Ontology annotation, biological process: positive regulation of brown fat cell differentiation; energy homeostasis. NCBI's taxonomy places the organism in Eukaryota, Metazoa, Chordata, Testudines, Cheloniidae. The record is from RefSeq and is a predicted model, not a curated record. The coding region runs from base 300 to 1175 and encodes 291 amino acids. Gene Ontology annotation, molecular function: hormone activity. The transcript has 4 exons.